Salvia splendens (bonfire salvia) is the source of this 1334-nucleotide messenger RNA. RefSeq names its product transcription factor SPEECHLESS-like. The transcript is spliced from 3 exons. NCBI's taxonomy places the organism in Eukaryota, Viridiplantae, Streptophyta, Magnoliopsida, Lamiales, Lamiaceae. Gene Ontology annotation, molecular function: DNA-binding transcription factor activity; protein dimerization activity. Gene Ontology annotation, biological process: positive regulation of DNA-templated transcription; stomatal complex development; guard cell differentiation. Bases 184 to 1113 code for a protein of 309 amino acids. Gene Ontology annotation, cellular component: nucleus. The record is from RefSeq and is a predicted model, not a curated record.
UCUCUCUUCGCCCUUUUCCCCUAACGUUUCCUCCUCAAAUAAACGCAAUACACAUACUAGUACUAUUUGAUGGUGAUGUUCCGUCCCUUUCUACUCCUCCCAAUUUGACUCUUUAGCUUAGAUUAUAUCUCACCCAUUUCCCUUUUCAAACUAAUUUCUCUGCCGAUUUUAUUGUUGAAAUCGAUGGAUGCUGAAACAUUAUCCGGACUUUUCGAGGAAACCACGAAUUUCUCGACCUCCGACGACAUCUUCAGCGUUCUCGAAGCAUGGGAUAACGCCUCCGACUACAACAAUCUGACGACAUCACCCUUCGAGUUCCAAAACUCGCUCGCGAUGAGCGGCGCUGCCACUCUUAAAAAGUCUCAUCUCGCCGAGGAUGCCUCCGCUUCUCAGGCGUGCAAGCGCCAGAAGCUGAGCAGCACGAGCGCCGCUUCGGUGGAGGAAGGACAGAACAAGUCGCACAUCACCGUGGAGAGAAACCGCCGGAAGCAAAUGAACGAUCAUCUCUCCGUGCUCCGCUCUCUCAUGCCUUGUUUCUAUGUUAAAAGAGGUGACCAAGCGUCGAUAAUAGGCGGAGUGGUGGAUUACAUAAACGAGCUGCAACAGGUGCUGCAGUCGCUGGAAGCCAAGAAGCAACGGAAAGCGGCUUACAACGAAGUCCUGAGCCCGAGGAUAGUGUCGAGCCCGAGGCCUUCGCCUCUGAGCCCGCGCCUGCCGCCAUUGAGUCCGAGGACUCCGCAGCCGAGCAGCCCUUACAAACCCUGGAUGCAGCCUCUUCCGAGCCCCGUGGAUCCUUCUCCUUGCAAUUCUUCCACUUCCUCUUCCAUUAACGACGCGGUCAAUGAGCUCGUCGCCACCUCCAAAUCGCCCGUAGCUCAAGUCGAGGUCAAGUUUUCCGGCCCUAAUCUGCUCCUCAAAACGGUGUCGCACCGCCUCCCCGGCCAAGUGCUCAAGAUCAUUUCAGCUCUUCAACAACUUGCCCUUGAAAUCCUACACGUCAGCAUCAGUACCGUUGACGAAACGAUGCUCAAUUCUUUCACCAUUAAGAUUGGGAUUCAGUGCCAAUUGAGUGCAGAAGAGUUGGCCGAGCAGAUUCAGCAGACAUUCUGCUAAUUAGCUAAGUGGGAGUGGUCUGUAUACAAGAGCAUUUGCAGUUGGUAAUGGGAAUAAAGCAAAUGUGGAUAAGCUUCUACACUAACCCACUGCUGCUGUAUUAAUUAAUUAAUGUAAUAGUUGAGAAUUAAUUAUGUGUAAUGUGUAGUAGGUUAGUCGAUUUCUUUACCUUCCCCAUGGAUCAUGUUAGUUGCUCAUUUGUUCAAUUUAAUUUAAAUUGA